This is a messenger RNA of Monodelphis domestica (gray short-tailed opossum), 2201 nucleotides long. RefSeq names its product potassium calcium-activated channel subfamily N member 1 (gene KCNN1). Gene Ontology annotation, molecular function: small conductance calcium-activated potassium channel activity; calmodulin binding. The record is from RefSeq and is a predicted model, not a curated record. Lineage: Eukaryota; Metazoa; Chordata; Mammalia; Didelphimorphia; Didelphidae. Gene Ontology annotation, biological process: potassium ion transport. Gene Ontology annotation, cellular component: membrane.
AGUCGGGCGGGCGGCAGCAGCGGCUGCAGCGGCUGCAGCCCCCAGCGGAGGUGGAGACGGCGCGAGGCGGCGCGGCUGCUGCCGGCGCGGGGCGGGGCGGCCGGGCCAGGGCAGGGCAUGCACCAGCAGCCGCCGCCGCCCCCCGCAGCCCCCUGCCCGCGCCCGCCCCGCAGCUGCCCCCCGGAGUCCCCGGGCCAUGGCCCGCCGCCGGGCUAUUGGCACUGCCCGCCCCCGCCGCGGCCCCGGCCCGCGGCCCCGGGGGGGAGCCCGCCGGGACCCGGGGCUGCGGCCAGGACACGGCCGCCCCUGCAGCCCCCUCCGCCGCCCCCAGCGCCCCUUGGAAACUUCUCCCGCUCCCCCUCCUCCUCCUCCUGCUGCUCCGCCCGCGGCCCCUGGAGCCCGAGCCCAGCCCCACUCCAGCAGGUUGGCCCCGACAGCAGGAGGCCGAGCCAUGCCAUCUCAAGAUCCGCAAGCAGCGAGCCCAACCCCUUUGUCCCGAGAGCCAUGAACAGCUACAGGUACAACGGGGGUGUGGGACAACCCCCAGGCGGUCUUGGCUUCUCGGUCCAUGAGCCCGAGGGCCAGCCCUUGCAGGCCCUGGGUGGUGAGGGCCCGGGUCGAAGCUCAAGUCUGGAAGUGGUCGUGUCUAAAGGGGAGCAGGUGCGGGUGUCUCCGGCCAGCCUGCACGACCGAGUGGAAGAGGAGGACGAGGAGGAAGAAGAGGGAAUCCGUACUCCCCAGAGGACCCCCAGGAAGUCCCAGAAUGUCAGCUACCGGUUAGGGCGCCGUCGGGUCCUCUUUGAAAAGCGGAAACGGCUCAGCGACUACGCCCUUAUCUUUGGCAUGUUUGGCAUAGUGGUUAUGGUGACUGAGACAGAACUGUCCUGGGGCGUCUACACCAAGGAGUCUUCAUAUUCAUUUACACUAAAAUGCCUUAUCAGCCUCUCCACUGUCAUCCUGCUGGGUCUCAUCAUCAUGUACCACGCCCGGGAGAUCCAGCUGUUCAUGGUGGACAAUGGGGCUGACGACUGGCGCAUCGCCAUGACCUAUGAGCGGAUCUUCUUCAUCGCGCUGGAGCUGGCGGUGUGCGCGGUGCAUCCCGUGCCCGGCCAGUACCUGUUCACCUGGACGGCCCGCCUGGCCUUCACCUACACCACGUCAGUGGCGGAUGCCGACGUGGACGUCAUCCUCUCCAUCCCCAUGUUCCUGCGCCUCUACCUCAUCGGCCGAGUCAUGCUGCUCCACAGCAAGCUCUUCACGGACGCCUCGUCCAGAAGCAUCGGGGCCCUCAACAAGAUCCAUUUCGACACCCGCUUUGUCAUGAAGACCCUCAUGACCAUCUGCCCCGGCACGGUUCUGCUCGUCUUCAGCAUCUCUUCCUGGAUCAUCGCUGCCUGGACCGUACGAGUCUGCGAGAGGUACCACGAUAAACAGGAGGUCACCAGCAGCUUCCUGGGGGCCAUGUGGCUGAUAUCCAUCACGUUCCUGUCCAUCGGCUACGGGGAUAUGGUGCCCCACACGUACUGUGGGAAGGGCGUGUGUCUCCUCACGGGCAUCAUGGGCGCUGGCUGCACAGCCCUGGUGGUGGCUGUCGUGGCUCGGAAACUGGAGCUCACCAAGGCAGAGAAGCACGUUCACAACUUCAUGAUGGACACUCAGCUCACCAAGCGGGUCAAAAAUGCUGCCGCCAACGUACUCAGGGAAACGUGGCUCAUUUACAAACACACCAAGCUGGUGAGGAAGCCCGACUACUCCAGAGUUCGGAAACACCAGCGUAAGUUCCUUCAGGCCAUCCAUCAGCUGAGGAGUGUGAGGAUGGAGCAGAGGAAGUUGAGUGACCAGGCUAACACAAUGGUGGACUUGGCUAAGACCCAGAACAUCAUGUACGACAUGGUGGCUGAGCUCCAGGGGCGCAGUGAGGACCUGGAAAAGCGGAUCACAGCCCUGGAGACCAAGCUGGAUACACUGGGGGCCACCCUCCAGGCUCUGCCCAGCCUCAUCACCCAAGCCAUACGCCAGGUGCCGACCGUGGCUGGGGACGUGGGCCCUGGGGAUCCCCCCCGCCGGCGCCUGGCCUCCCUGGCCCCGGACAGUGGGUGACCCUGGGGUGGCUGGGGCAGGGGAACUUAACUCGGACCUUCGAUGUUUAGCCAUUGUGUGGCUGAUCUCAUUUGCUUUUUCUGUAAAGCCCUGUACAGUUA